This is a messenger RNA of Hyalella azteca, 2565 nucleotides long. RefSeq lists its product as uncharacterized. The record is from RefSeq and is a predicted model, not a curated record. The transcript has 5 exons. Bases 1 to 1035 code for a protein of 344 amino acids. Lineage: Eukaryota; Metazoa; Arthropoda; Malacostraca; Amphipoda; Hyalellidae.
AUGAUAUUGCCAAUUGUCUACGAACCACCUUUGGAAGAUGAGGAGAUAACGACAGAAGAUGAAUUUGGAACUGGAUUGUCACGAAAUGACGGAAUGGAAAUAUUGGAAGAGGAUUUUAUCCAUCCCGAGGAUUUGGCAGUGGAUAAUGGCAACAAUGUGGACCAGUAUCUUGGAUACACAUAUUACGAAGGAGAACAACGUAAACGGAAAAAUGACGAAAUUAAAGAUGGCUAUCGUGCACAAGGAUCUCAAUUAAACACCAACCAUCUCAUGUACAGAUUUAUCCGAAGGCAACAGUAUUUUGCCUCGUUAUUUAUCCCAGGCGAUCGUCAGCCACGCAAGCUAGUCCAGAACUUACCUCUGCGAGGCUUUGCACGACACAAGCAAGCCAAUAAGAAGCUGUAUCCACAAAAGAAGAAAAAACCUACGCGGCACCCAGACGAUAUCGACAGGUUCUUCUUUGUUCUUGACGACUACGACCCAAUUGAAGAACUGCCUGAGCCGACGUCGUUACCGUGGAUCCAGCUGGCUUCGUUAGGAACAUUUAUUACAGGCAUCACCGUCUACUUGGCGCAACUGCUUCUUGACAUCAACCAGAAGCCGAAUCUGCCAAUCCCAUUUGGUAUCAACCGAUUUGGUCGAGACUUGAGACACCAAGAUGAAUCUAGAAACACCAGUAUCGACGAUUUCGAUGAGACAGUAAAUGGAGUGAUGCAUCCUGCCUGUCGCCCUCAAAUGCUGUGUGAAACACGGCAACUAAUAACUUACGUGCCAGCCUUCGAACGUAUCGUCCAAACCUACGGAGUGAGCCUCAAAGGACUGGGUGACGACUACGAACAGGCCCUGCAGAACGGGGCAGCGCGACGGUCCUGCCAACAAGAACCCCCCGUUUGCACCUCAAGCUUCGUAACUUGGUUACUGGAAGCCACUAAAGCCUUCGACAGACUCUGGACGACUGACCAGGAGAACUUGAACAGAACCCGCACCAAUGCCAAGAAAAGGAAGAGGCCGGUAAUUGAAAGACUACGUGCUUAAAGAAUCUUCAAAAAAUGAUCAUCGUCCUGUAUUUAAGUCUCCGAUUUUUCGUGUUGAAUGAAACGUACAUGAUAAAUGCGCAUUCAAAUAUUUAUUUACUGAAUGAUAUCAAAGGAAAAUUUCAACUAGCAAGGAAGUAAGAGCUAGUAAGCCAUAACAAAAAAUGAAUUACCAUGAUGCUACAUGACCAUUUAGAAACCCUUAUCAGAUAUCUAUUUUAAAUAACAUCCGCUCUCUAAUGUUAAACUUUUUUCCUCCGCGGUCAAAUGCGAGGUCAUCACAAAGAUGGAAUUAAGUUGAGCGUAUUACUCAAAAGUUUCGUCACGGAAGCAUAGACUGCUGUUUUAGUUUAGUCAAUUCUGGUACCAUAAAGUUCGUGCGUACGAUCCUAAUCAGAACCAAAAUUGUUCAAAAUUAAUCUAGAAUUGUUGAUCUCUCUUUGUAGUUAGUGGAAAGGUUCGAUUGAUAAAAAACUGGGCGCGCAUACUGCUAUAUUUUCCUGUAUUAUUGUUAUUGGACGGAGAAUUUUUGAUAAUCUGUGCUUGUCACUUUAUGGUUUUACGCAAUUAGUGCGGAAGAAUCAAAUGAACUGGUGUUUUUGUGAUCUUGAACUCGUGUUGUAGUCACCUAUAAAAAUCAAAUUCGCUCAUAUUUUAAUCAUAAAAUCAUGAUUCUGUAGCACGUCCCUGAAAUGACACAACUAACUUUAUCAAUGUUAUCCCUUAUGUAUAAGAGAAUGCUCCGCAUCGAUGGUUUCCUAAAGACUCUCUGAAUGGAAGAAUGUGUAUGACUUUAUUUGUCACAUUUAGGUAUUAAAUCAAUGUAUCAUGAGGCUAAUACCUUCACGGUGUUUGCUUUUGCUUGGACUUAUAUGUAAGUUUAAAUAAAUUAUUUACUUCUAUUACGUUCAUAAUUACGGAACGAAAGUUCAGCUCUACUUCAUCACACAGAUUGUGGACAAUAAAACUUGCGUGUUGUAGUAUUAGAAGCUUUCCAAGUUGAUUGCGGCGUUCCAAUAAGAUUUAUCUCGUUCGACAUUGAAGCUGAUUUUAAACUGGCUAAGUUUGCUUAUAUAUUCGACCUAGCUUCAAAGUAGUAUAUUUAAGCUUGGUCACACCAGAUUUGUGUAUUAGGUACAGAAUGAGAAUGACAGUAUGCGUUGCGUGUCAGUGUGACAAUCUAAAUGAGAAUGCGUCUCGCACGUCCAUGUACGAAUGAGUUACUGUACAUAUGAGGCGCAUACUAAGUUCAAACUAUAAGAUCUACGUCAUCGUAUCUCUGGCAAGAAAAGGUAGUUUUAAUUCAUUAUUCUUAAUGGUAAACUGGAACAACUUUAAAGUUCUAAUAUGAAUAAGCUCUAAAUUUAGGUAUUUAUUUAUUAUAAUUAUAGCUCGUUUAUUCUUAACUUAAAAUCUAAGUUUGUUCAAAUGACGAACAAUUAUCGUUUCAAAUGCGUAUUGAUAUUAUGCAUUGCUUGCAUUUUUUGUCAGUCGUAAUAAUUAAACCACCGCUUCUCAUCGCAAAUAUAUU